This is a messenger RNA of Colletotrichum fioriniae, 555 nucleotides long. RefSeq lists its product as uncharacterized. The record is from RefSeq and is a predicted model, not a curated record. NCBI's taxonomy places the organism in Eukaryota, Fungi, Ascomycota, Sordariomycetes, Glomerellales, Glomerellaceae.
AUGGUAAUAUUGUCCACAACAGCAGAAAGCUACCACCGCACACUACCAACUCCAAGCAUUACACUCAAGAACUCUCUUAACUCCCCUACCCUAUACAACAGAGUCACAAUGGCACACUUCAGCCGUCCCGUUCUUCUCAUCCUCACCACUCUCUUCCUUUUCUACGGCUUCAGUACCGCUUUCCCAUCUCUCGCGGGGGCUCUCGAACCUCGUUGCUGGCGCAAAGCCUGCGACCACUGCGAGCGUGUCACUGUCACCAUUGAUCACCCCGGCUCCUGCAACAGCGUCAACCGCGAUAAUCUCAAGGCAGCCAUCGACAGCACCUUCGUCAACUAUGCCGGCAACUGCAGAGGCGAGGAGGCUGGCUUCAGCAAUCAGGCGAUUGCUGGCAUUCAGGGAAUCGGUUGCAGAGUUACUGUCAACUUCCCUCGUGGCAACAAGGGUGUCGACUGGGGUGGUUUGAUCGGUUCUAACCUGGUUGGAACGGGAAGCUGGGCUGUCUCUGGCACCUCUACCGAUGGCAGCGUGCACUGCGGCGGUUCCUGCCAGUGGUAG